Messenger RNA from Onychomys torridus (southern grasshopper mouse), 1475 nucleotides. RefSeq names its product PIN2 (TERF1) interacting telomerase inhibitor 1 (gene Pinx1). The transcript has 7 exons. Gene Ontology annotation, biological process: regulation of ribosome biogenesis. Gene Ontology annotation, cellular component: nucleolus. The record is from RefSeq and is a predicted model, not a curated record. Lineage: Eukaryota; Metazoa; Chordata; Mammalia; Rodentia; Cricetidae. Gene Ontology annotation, molecular function: nucleic acid binding; telomerase inhibitor activity. Bases 276 to 1271 code for a protein of 331 amino acids.
ACUUUCCGAGUUAAACUGUGAAGUGCUUGCUUCCUACAAGUCCUUUCCGAGCUUACCUAAAACGAAUCUGUGUCUCUCAAUCCUGCAAGGCAGCCCCGCCCCUCAGCUUCACGUGGUGGGUAGCGAGUCGCGCACACCUGACGUCAGCAGUACGCGCCCCAGUGCAGCCUUCAGCCCGGCGUGCGCGCCCAGGGGCUUGCUCCCUUAUCUUCUCCGCAGACUCCUCAGAACCGUCGGACUCCCGGCCAGAGGCAGCGCUCGGCAGACUCGCGGCGAUGUCGAUGCUGGCGGAGCGUCGGCGGAAGCAGAAAUGGACUCUAGAUCCCAGAAACACUGCAUGGAGUAAUGAUGAUUCCAAGUUUGGCCAGAGGAUGCUUGAGAAGAUGGGGUGGUCUAAGGGAAAGGGUUUGGGGGCUCAGGAACAAGGAGCCACAGAACAUAUUAGAGUUAAAGUUAAAAAUAACAACCUGGGACUUGGAGCUACAAACAAUAAUGAAGACAACUGGAUUGCUCACCAGGAUGACUUCAACCAGCUUUUGGCAGCACUCAACACUUGCCACAGUCAGGACACAGCAGAUUCCUCAGACAACAAGGAAAAGAAAUCCUUUAGUCUUGAAGAAAAAUCUAAAACCUCCAAAAACCGGGUUCAUUAUAUGAAAUUCACGAAAGGGAAGGAUCUUUCUUCUCGGAGUGAAACUGACCUGGACUGCAUUUUUGGGAAAAGGAAGAAGAAGAAGAUUGCUCAGGAUGACUGCAGCACCUCCACUGCAGAUGAGGUGGAUGCCUCCACGACUACGACCACAACCAGUGCCUUCACCAUCCAGGAGUAUUUUGCCAAGAGAAUGGCCCAGUUAAAGAGCAAGCCACAGGCCUCGACUCCUGGGCCUGACAUUUCAGAGACCUCUGUUGAAUGGAAAAGGGGGAAGAAAAAAACCAAAGAGGCAGCAGACACAGAUGUGGAGAACUCUCCCCAACACAAGGCCAAGCGACAUAAAAAGAAAAAGCAUGCAGAAGUGGAGAUGGAGCCUGUAGGCAAGAAGAGAGACCGAGCCAAGGUGCAGUCUGGAGGCCCCAGUGGGGGUGAGUGUUCCGAUGCCUCUGCCGGAGCUGCCGAAGAUUGUGUACAACCACCCGACAGCCAGGAUGAUGCCCCAAAGUCCAAGAAGAGAAAGGCGAAGAAGAAGUUGCAAAAGCCAGGAGGGGUAGCAAUAGAGACUAAAGCAGACAAGGGACUUGUGAAGAAGAAGAAGAAGAAGAAGGCCUCCAGAUGACCUCUCACUAGCCAGGGCCUCUGACCUGUCAGCACACUGCAAACUCUGGCCCCAAGUCAGAGCACGGUGAACCCAGGCAGCUCACAGAUUGCCAGCUCUCACCUGCUCGCCACAUUUCCCCCCCCAGUCACCUUCCUGAGAGAACUGAUUUGAAUGGUCUAGAUCAUGACUUUUUAAUAAAUAAAAUAAAUUUCAUUAAAUAGA